GUCCGGCAGUCCCGCAUCUCUAAUCUCCCUCCCAUCGGACCUUGGUUAGACACUUCUCCGUGCCUCCUGUGAUCUCUCGCCACCUCCGAGAGAUGGAGAGGGUCGCCACCGCCGUUGCUGGCGGCGCAAGCGUGAGUGGCGCCAGCCUGAGCAGCGCCAGCUUGAGCAGCGCCAGCGCGAGCAGCGCCAGCGCGAGCAGCGCCAGCGCGAGCAGCAGCAUGAUCGGCAGCAGCGCGGUCGGAAGUGCUGCGAUCGGCAGUGCUGCGAUCGGCAGUGCUACGAGCGGCAGCAGACUGAUCGGUGCUGUUGGCGGCGGUGCCGGCGGCAGUGCCGGUGCCACGGCCGCGCACGCCAGCGCGCGGUCUGUGCGUCAAGGUGCCGUCUACACGGGCAAGGGACUCGCUACGCUGCGGCAGAAAUCCUUUGGCGCGGGACAAGGCGGAUUCGCCUUGGGGACCGGCGCCGGGGUCACGGCAUCCCGGAUCGCCGGUUUCGGUGCCGGCAGAAGCAGCGGCGGCAUUGGCCUCUCCAGAGUCGCCGGAGGUGGCGGCAUGACCGGUCUGGGGGUCACGGGUGGCUAUGGCUUAGGGUUUGGGUCCGCCCCCCUGUUUGGGGGGUACAUCGGUGCUAUGCAUCCGGGCCAGCUGGGACCUCUGGGGUCCGGUCCGGCGGGGAUCGUGCCGGGAGGCCUGGGGAUCGGAUCGCGGGGCACAGCCUCCGUCAGCGCCCUGCACAACAUCACCGCGCCGUUCCGGUCGCGCUUAGGCAGGCCAAUCUCGGUCGGGACCUACGGCGUAAACCCCUCGUGGGGGAGCGACCAACCGGGCAGGGGGCCCGCGGGCAUCGUCCCCAUGGGGUCUACGCCCCUGGGGGGAGCCGCUCCCGUCGGGGGAGCCCCCCAUGGCUUCACCACCCUGGGGCUCCCGAACAUCGACCCCGCGUCCUUCCCGCCACUGGACAUGGUGCAAGGCCCGCGUCUCCGUGAGAAGGAGGAGCUGCAGAAGUUGAAUGACCGCUUCGCCGGCUUCGUGGACAGGGUGCGAGAUCUGGAAAAGCGCAACGCCAUCCUCAAAGCCCAGAUUACCAUGUACACCAACUCGGACCCCACGGGCCCCGCCAACACGGCCGUGGUGAUCGGGGCCAUCACCAGCUCGUACCAAGGCCAACUCGACACGCUGAUUGCCAAUAAGACGGCCCUGGUGUCAGAGAGAGACCACCUCCAGACCGCCAUCCAGGAGUACACGUUCAAGUACGAGCAGGAGAACGAGGUGACGCGCACGCUGGAGGCCGAGUGGAACACCCUGAAGGACGAGGUGGAUAAGACGUACGUGUCCAUCGUGGAGCUGCAGACGAACGUGCAGGCGGUGCAGGACCAGAUCACGCUCACCAAGAACAUCUACACGGCGAGGGUCAAGGAGGUGCAGGCGGCGCUCGCCGGAGGCUCCUCCGCCGCCGUCUCCAUCACGGUGGACAACUACGACCAGGCGCUCGACCUCUCCGCGGCGCUCAACGAGGUCCGCGCGCACUACGAGGCCCUGGCCGCCAAGAGCAAGGAGGACGCCUUCACCACCGUGGAGUCGCGGAUCCACCAGGUGGCAGGCACAACCCAGACGAGCUCCAUGGCCCUGACGCAGGCGAGGGAGGAGGUGCGCAGCCUCAAGUUGCAGACGGACACCCUCAAGCGCGAGAUUGAACGCCUGCGCGUGCAGAAUUCGGAGAUAGAGAUCCAGGUUGCGGAGGCGGAGGUGAGCAGCGAGACCCACGUGGAUCAGUACCAGGAGCGUGUGACGAGCCUGCGCACGGAGCUCGAGACCAUCAAGAAGAGAAUCGCGCAGUACUCGCAGGAAUACCAGAACCUCCUGGCCACCAAGAUGGCGCUGGACAUUGAGAUCGCGGCCUACAGGAAACUCCUGGACAGCGAGGAGGCGAGGAUCAACAGCGGUGGCGGCAUCACCGUCUCCAUGGCCUCCACCACGAAUAUGGUCCCUGGCUACGGAGCCCUGGGCCACGGGGCCUACGGGAUCCCUCUGGGGGGCGCCCCGGGGUCCUUCGGCGGGGACUUUGGCAUGAGCGGCCUGGGGGGCGGCUACAGCGGCCUAGGGGGUCCUGCUGGAGGCGUCUACUCGUCGGGGGGUCUUGGAGGGGGGUACAGCAUGGCUAGCAAGAGCUUUAAGUCAGGCGCAGCGUCCAGUGCUUAUGGUCUAGGUGGUGGGUAUGGUUUUGGUAGCAUCGGCGGCGGCGGCGGUGGCAUCGGCGGUGGCAUCGGCGGUGGCAUCGGCGUCGGUGGCUCCACUGGCAGAGCCAUUGGGCUGGGAGGUGGUUACGGUGGUGGUGGUGGCGGUGGUGGCGGUCGUGGGGGUGGAGCAAGCUUCAUCUCAUCGUCUGCUGGGACGUCCUACGGAGGAGGCAGCAACUCCAUGCUCUCCUCCACGUUCAUCUAGCGAGGGACUCCGCGCCCCCAUGCUCCUCCUGCCUCGCACCCCCAAGCUCUCGGGCUCCCAGCGCUGCCAAUACUCACGGCCCUCCUGUACCCACGUGGGCCCCCUGCUGGAACCCCCUGUGAGCCCCCCACCCGUGACAAAUAAAGACACUUGG
Molecule: messenger RNA, 2595 nt
Organism: Petromyzon marinus (sea lamprey)
Lineage: Eukaryota; Metazoa; Chordata; Hyperoartia; Petromyzontiformes; Petromyzontidae
Product: thread biopolymer filament subunit alpha-like
Biological process (GO): intermediate filament organization
Cellular component (GO): intermediate filament; axon; plasma membrane
Molecular function (GO): structural constituent of cytoskeleton
Source: RefSeq, a predicted model, not a curated record